CUCGCGCUACACACUGCGUAUUCCUGGCAGAUGCGUGUUUUUGUUAUGAAUCGACCAUCCGCUCUCCUUGUACACUGGAGCCUUGGGACUGUAGCAGCGUGAGGCGAACUUACUGGCUUUGCUUAUCUCUGGUUUCUACUUAAUCUCUUUUUAUGUACUUAUCUCGGUAUAUGCAUAGGACAAAAACGAUUAGUUUAAGUGAAAAAGCAAAGUGGACACACACAAAAAACAAAGGAAUAAAUGUUUUUACUUUGGCAGUGAUCAAAUGGUAUCGUUAACUAGCUAGUUCUACGGGAAGAAUAGCUAUACCGGCUGCACACAAGCAAGAAACUGCAGUUGUGUUGGUUGAACGAACGAGGAGAGAGGAACUCCAAGAGAGCUGUCGGAUUUAGCGCUCAGGAAUGGAAUCGGGGCUGCGGCCCACCACAGAGGAGCACAAAGCCCGGCCCCUGUGAAGCCCUCCUGCUGCUCACCCAUGAGAGGAUGCGCCUCCUCACACGUCCCUGCUGGUAUUUCUGAGGGAGACCUCGACCGCAGGCUAGGCUGAGACGGCACUGAUGUUUUCAGCUGCUGCUUGUGCUGACUGCUGUUGCAUGGAGGGAAAAGGAAGAGUGCCCUGCUGUCUGCAACCCAGCCCAGAACCCACGACUUCUCGGUAGCCCCCUCAGACCGGAGCAGCUAUGUUCAGGAACAGCUUGAAGAUGCUGCUUAGCGGCGGCAAGUCCAACCGCAAGAAUCGCAACAGCGAUGGUGGGAGCGAGGAUCCUGCAGAGUUCCGGCCGCCCCAUGUAGACCGGCAACUGAGUCACGCCGGGCAAGGUGGCAGCUCCACAGACAGCGACUGCACCUUGGAAGGAGACUACGCCGUGCCCCCGCUGCCGGUGACUGAAGGCAUGCAGCACAUCCGCAUCAUGGAAGGCGUGUCCCGCUCUCUACCCUCCUCCCCCCUGCUGACCCACCAGACCAUCAGCAUGAGGCUGCAGCCAAUGAAGAAGCUCACAGCCCCCCUGCGGAAAGCAAAGUUUGUGGAGAGCCCUCGCAUUCCUGAAUCAGAGCUUGGCUCCCCAACACACACCUCUUCCCCUGCCAAGAAUCCCAACCUGGAAACACACUGUCGUGGGGAGUCGAACCAGGAGCUGGGCCCCCCUCCGUCGGUGGAUGAGGCGGCCAACACCCUGAUGACGCGGCUGGGCUUCCUGCUGGGGGAGAAAGUGAGCGAGGGGCCGGCCGGGGCGCCCUACAGCAUGGAGGAGCAGGACGACACCCAGGGCCUGGCGAUGACGCAACGCAUCAGCCCCUGCUCCACCCUGACCAGUAGCACCGCCUCCCCACCCGCCGGCAGCCCCUGCUCCACCCUGCCCCCGGCCGCCCCGGGGAACUCUGGGAACAAGGACUGCGCCUACGGCUCUGUCACCAGCCCCACCUCCACGCUGGAGAGCAGGGACAGCGGCAUCAUAGCCACUCUCACAAGCUACUCUGAGAACGCGGAGAGGGGGGGUAAACACGGCGAGGGAUCGCGGGGAAGCCUGAAGCUCUGGCAGUCCCAAAAGUCCGGCAUGGACUCCUGCCUCUACCGCGUGGACGAGAACAUGACCGCCUCCACCUACAGCCUCAACAAGAUCCCCGAGGGCAACCUGGAGUCCAUCUCCUCACACUCCGUCCAGUCCAUCCCGCUGUACCUCAUGCCCCGGCCCAACUCUGUGGCAGCUACCAGCUCGGCUCACCUGGAGGACCUGGCCUACCUGGAUGAGCAGAGGCACGCCCCGCUGCGCACCUCCCUGCGCAUGCCCCGGCAGAGCGCGGGGGCAGCCCGAGCCGGGCAGGACCUGAGAGCUUCCACUAACACCCAUGCCUGGCAAUCGCAGUCACUGCGCUUCGCCCCCUACCGGCCGCCGGACAUCUCGCUGAAGCCGCUGCUCUUCGAGGUGCCCAGCAUCACCAUGGACUCGGUGUUCACCGGCCGCGACUGGCUCUUCCAGGAGAUCGACGCCCGGUUGAGUGCCGAAGACUCGGGCACCAACUGCGGCGUGGUGGUGGUGGGCAACAUCGGCUACGGCAAGACCGCCAUCAUCUCGCGCCUGGUGGCCCUCAGCUGCCAUGGCACCCGCAUGCGGCAGAUCGCCUCGGACAGCCCCCACGCCUCGCCCAAACAUGGAGAGGGCUUGCCCCUCAGCCAAUCCCAGCCCUCCCAUGGCACCUUGGGCGGGGGCAGUUGCCCUGGGACCCCCGAGAUGAGACGACGCCAAGAGGAGGCCAUGAGGAGGCUGGCAGCCAAGGUGGUGGCGUACCACUACUGCCAGGCGGAUAACGCGUACACCUGCCUGGUGCCGGAGUUUGUGCACAACGUGGCGGCGCUGCUGUGCCGCGCGCCCCAGCUGGUGGCCUACAGGGAGCAGCUGCUGAGGGAGCCCCACCUGCAGAGCACGCUCAGCCUGCGCUCCUGCGUGCAGGACCCCCUGGCCUCCUUCAGGAGGGGCGUGCUGGAGCCCCUGGACACGCUCUACAAAGAGAGGAAGAUCACCUCCGAGGAAGAUCUCAUCAUCCUCAUCGACGGGCUCAACGAGGCAGAGUUUCACAAGCCCGACUACGGUGACACCAUCGUCUCUUUCCUCAGCAAAACCAUCAGCAAGUUCCCGCCCUGGCUGAAGCUGGUGGUGACGGUCAGGACCACACUGCAGGAGAUCACCACGACCCUCCCCUUCCACCAAAUCUCCCUGGACCGGCUGGAGGAGAACGAUGCCAUCGACCAGGACCUGCAGGGCUACAUCCUGCACCGCAUCCACAGCAGCCCCGAGAUCCAGAACAACAUCUCGCUCAAUGGCAAGAUGGACAACACCUCCUUCGGCAAGCUGAGCACCCACCUCAAGGCCCUCAGCCAGGGUUCCUACCUGUACCUCAAGCUGACCUUCGACCUCAUUGAGAAGGGCUACCUGGUGCUGAAGAGCUCCAGCUACAAGGUGGUGCCGGUGAGCCUGGCAGAGGUGUAUCUGCUGCAGUGCAACAUGCGCUUCCCCACACAGUCCUCCUUCGAGCGUGCCCUGCCUCUGCUCAACGUGGCCGUGGCCUCGCUCCACCCGCUGACGGACGAGCAGGUCCACCAGGCCAUCAACGCCGGCUCGGUGGAGGGCACCCUGGAGUGGGACGACUUCCAGCAGCGCAUGGACAACCUGGCGGUGUUCCUGGUGAAGAGGCGCGACGGCACCCGCAUGUUCGUGCACCCCUCCUUCCGGGAGUGGCUCAUCUGGAGGGAGGAGGGCGAGAAGACCAAGUUCCUGUGCGACCCUAGGAGUGGUCACACGCUCCUGGCCUUCUGGUUCUCCCGGCAGGAGGGCAAACUGAACCGGCAGCAGACCAUCGAGCUGGGCCACCACAUCCUCAAAGCACACAUCUUCAAGGGCUUAAGCAAGAAGGUUGGGGUUUCCUCAUCCAUCUUACAGGGGCUGUGGGUGUCCUACAGCACAGAGGGCCUCUCCACUGCCCUGGCCUCACUCCGAAACCUCUACACUCCUAACAUCAAGGUGAGCCGGCUGCUAAUGCUCGGCGGGGCCAACGUGAACUACCGCACGGAGGUGCUGAACAACGCUCCCGUCCUGUGUGUGCACGCCCACCUGGGCUACACCGACACCGUGUCUUUGCUGCUGGAGUUUGGGGCUUCGGUGGACACCGCCUCGGAGAGCGGCCUCACCCCCCUGGGCUAUGCCGCCUCCGCGGGCCACCUGUCUAUCGUCACCACCCUGUGUCGCAAGAGAGCCAAGGUGGACCACCUGGACAAGAACGGGCAGUGCGCGCUGGUGCACGCGGCCCUCAGGGGCCACAUGGAGGUGCUGAAGUUCCUGAUCCAGUGCGACUGGACUGCGGGCGGCCAGCAGCAGGGCGUCUUCAGCAAGAGCCACGCAGUCCAGCAGGCCCUGGUGGCGGCCGCCUCCAUGGGCUUCACAGAGAUUGUGUCCUACCUCCUGGAUCUGCCAGAGAAGGAUGAGGAGGAAGUGGAGCGCGCUCAGAUCAACAGCUUCGACACGCUGUGGGGGGAAACAGCACUGACGGCGGCCGCAGGGCGAGGCAAACUGGACGUCUGCAGGCUGCUAUUGGAGCAGGGGGCAGCUGUGGCCCAGCCCAACCGGCGUGGGAUCGUCCCACUCUUCAGUGCCGUCAGACAGGGCCACUGGCAGAUUGUGGACCUGCUGGUCACACACAGCGCUGACGUUAACAUGGCCGACAAACAGGGGCGCACUCCUCUGAUGAUGGCGGCCUCCGAGGGCCACUUGGGCACCGUGGAGUUCCUGCUGGCGCAGGGUGCAUCCAUAAGCCUGAUGGACAAGGAGGGCCUGACAGCCCUGAGCUGGGCGUGUCUGAAGGGCCACAUGCCUGUGGUGCGCUCCCUGGUGGAGAGGGGGGCGGCCACCGACCACGCAGACAAGAACGGCCGCACCCCGCUUGACCUGGCCGCCUUCUACGGAGACGCCGAAGUGGUACAGUUCCUGGUGGAUCACGGGGCGAUGAUCGAACACGUGGACUACAGCGGCAUGCGCCCCCUGGACAGGGCAGUGGGGUGCCGCAACACCUCGGUGGUCGUCGCCUUGCUAAAGAAGGGAGCCAAGAUAGGAUGUCAGACCCUGCCCAGCCGGCCCAGAGGUCCAGCAACGUGGGCAAUGGCCACCUCCAAACCUGACAUCAUGAUUAUCCUGCUGAGCAAGUUGAUAGAGGAAGGGGACGGCUUUUAUAAGAAAGGGAAAGUGAAGGAAGCAGCCCAGCGUUACCAGUAUGCCCUGAAGAAAUUCCCCCGCGAGGGUUUCAGCGAAGACCUGAAGACCUUCCGUGAGCUGAAGGUGUCGCUACUACUCAACCUGUCCCGCUGCCGCAGGAAAAUGAACGACUUUGGAAUGGCUGAGGAGUUUGCCACCAAGGCGCUGGAGCUGAAACCAAAUUCAUACGAGGCCUACUACGCCAGAGCUCGAGCCAAACGGAGCAGCAGGCAGUUCGCCGAAGCCCUGGAGGACCUGAACGAAGCCAUGAAGCAGUGCCCCAACAACCGUGAGAUCCAGCGGCUGCUGCAGCGCGUGGAGGAGGAGUGCCGCCAGGUCGGCCAGCCUCCGGAGGAGGAGCUGCCCGAACCUCCCCCGUCCCCUCCCCCUCCGCCCCCCUCGCCCCCGGCUGAGGAGCCCCCCCCGCCCCCCGAGCCCCGGCUGGAGGACAUGGAGCCCGUGCAGGACCUGUUCGAGGACGAGGACUACCUGGAGCAGGAGCUGGAGGCGGCGUCCGCCGGCCUGCCCCUGGAGUCUCGGCCCAGCCCCGCCAGCCUGCCCAUCAUCCACAGCCCCCCGGCCUCCCCGGUGCACCGAGACUCGGCCUACCUCUCCGGGGGCUCCCCCCUGGGCCAGGCCUACGACUUCCGCCCCAGCCCCAGUUCCAUGUCCUCCCCCACCUGCCAGGGCUACCAGUCCCCCUCGCCCUCCCUCUCCCCCACGCACCAGAACUCCCACUACAGACCCAGCCCCCCGCAGACCUCCCCCGCUCACCAGGUCUCCUCCUACCGCUUCAGCCCCCCGCCCAUGGGCGGAGGAGGAGGAGGGGGUCAGGGGAAGGACUACCAGAGCCCCCCCCCCUCGCCCCUGCGGCGGGGCCCUCAGUACCGGGCCAGCCCGCCGGAGAGCGUGUGUCUGUACCGCUCCCAGUCCGGCUCCCCGGUGCGCUACCAGCAGGAGCAGCUCCCCGGGCGGCCCAAGUCGCCGCUGUCCAAAAUGAGCGGCCAGCGCUCGUUCCAGCUGACCUCGCAGGCGUCUCAGGGCCUGCGGCUGCAGCCGGCCAUGGCGCAGAUCGUGCGCACCAACCAGCCCAGCUCGGCCGUGCACUCCAGCGCCGUGCUGGGCGGCGCUCCCUACGGCCAGAUGGCGCACCCCAUCAGCGGCCGCUACCAGGGCGGCUCGGUGGACGUGGAGAGCCGGCUGGUGUACCAGCCCUCGCUGGACGGGCGGCCCAUGGCGCAGGUGCAGGCCAGCCUGAGCGCGGGGGCGCUGUGUCAGCACGGCGGGCGGGGCGGGGGCGUGGACGCGGGCCUGCCCAAAGACGAGCCCCCGCAGCGGCCCUCCUCAGCGUACCGGCCCGCCGGGGUCGGGGGCGUGGCCCCGGGGGGCGGGAUGCGGUACGGGCAGACCCCGCAGAUCAGCCGCAGCCAGUCAGCGGCGUACUACCCCGUCUCCAAACACGAGCUGGAGCGGGCCUCCGCCCUGCCCCAGUGCCAGCUGGGCUCGCCCGAGGUCCCGCACCUGGUGCGCCGGCCCGUCAGCGCCAACACGGGCGAGGUGAAGCAGCACCCGCCCACGCCGCGGCCCCUCAUCCACUCGCAGAGCGUGGGGCUGCGCUUCUCUCCCUCCACCAACAGCCUCUCCGCCGGCUCCGCCUGCAGCCUGGCGCCCGGCUUCCGGCCGUCCGCCUCCGUCCAGCAGAUGGAGAUCCCGCUCCAGCCCGCCUACGAGCGGCCCUGCGACGACCUGUCGCCCGUCUCGCCCUCGCAGGGCGCCGCGCUGUACCAGGCCGAGCCCGCCCGCUCCCGGACCACGCCCUUCAUGGGCAUAAUCGACAAGACGGCGCGGACUCAGCAGUACCUGCACCAGCCCUCCAGGCCCUGGGCGGUCUCGUCCCUCGACACGGUCAUCACCAGCCCCACCUCCCCGGGGAACCUGGUGCAGCAGGUGCCCGGCGCCUCCUACAGCCCGCCCACGUCGCUAGGCAACAUCGCGUACUACAACAAGACCAACAACGCCCAGAACGGCCACCUCCUGGAGGACGACUACUACCAGCAGGCCCAGCCGUCCUCCCUGGGCAAGCUGGCCAAUGGCUCCCGGGGGGACAUCCUGGAGCGGGUGAGCCAGGUGCCUACCUACCCGGACGUGAAGGUGGCGCGGACGCUGCCCGUGGCGCAGGCCUACCAGGACAACAUGUACCGGCAGCUCUCCCGCGAGGCCCGGCAGGGCCCCACCUCGCCCAUCAAACCAAAGAGACCUUUCGUGGAGUCGAAUGUGUAAGAGUGGAGGGAAAGGGAGGGGGCGAGGCCCAUGAGUUCUGUAUGGGAGCACACAGAGUCCCUCACAAGGGGGGUUAGGUAGUGCUUUCACAGUGUGCAGCUGGAAAGGCGAGAUGAGAAUAUGACAGACAAAAUGGCCACCGCGGAAUCGAGCUUUCACACCCGUUUAGGGGUCCCGAGAAAGCUACUUGUCUUCUACAUGCACAAUAUUCAAAGCGUUGUGUAAUCUCUAAUGUCAGUUUUUAGAAUGCAGGAUAAAGCAGAGUGCAUCUGAUAUUGCUGAUAUAUUAAGGGCCGCAUUAAGCAUCUCUCAGUGUCUGCACAAGUAAAAGAAACAAUAGCGUCCGCUCUUGGACAGUACAGAUCCCAGAAGCCUCCCCCCCCCCCCCCACAUGAUCUUCUCUCCACCUCUGAAUUAAUGCCUGGGGUUGUUGGAGUGGGACAAAAUGUCUCAAUCACUUACCUACAGAAGACAAACUCUCGGUCCGUCCCUUGUUAAAAUGCAGAAAAAAGCAUGCUCUUUUCUGAGAUCGCUACCUUCUGUACUGUAAAAGAUCGGAAUGUUCUAUACUGUAAAUGUAACAAAAAGUUAACUUAAAACAAACCUGUACUUAGAAAAGGAAAAGAAACUAAUAUUUAUCAUUUUAAGUUAUAUAUACUGUAUAUAAAUAUAUACAUACCUUUUUGGUUGGUUGGUUUGACUGCGUUUUGGUUUGCUUUUGUGUUUUUUUUCUUUCGCCAGUCAUGAGAAAACUGGCAGUGAAUCCUACAAGGGGGACAUUUACAGACUUUAAAUUACUAAAGUUUACUGAACAUGGUCUUGCACCCAAGCUGGUUCAAAAUAUUUUGUUGCAUAAUGCAUGGCUAUAUACCACAAAGCUCAUACACUUAACACGGCUUCUAUUGACGCUGGCAAGUUACAAGAAUUUAUUUAAUUCCAUUUUCCCCGCCAAAGUCUGCUACAGACGAAGUUAUGUCUAAGUGUUUUCCUAUGGUCCAAAUGGAUGGGAUCGUUUUGUAAUUGCAUUGAGGCAUCAAAUGCGGCCAUUUUGUGAAGGUAAUGCAUCUUAUGCAGUUACAACACUGAAAUGCGGAGUACGACCACAGUGCUUCCCCCUUACACAUUUUGGGAGAAACACUAUGGCUUAGCUGGUUGGUCCUUUGUCUCAUAUUUUAGGCUGCACAUUGUACUCUAUAGCUGGUUUUAUUUCACUGCAGAUUCAUAUGAAAUCCUUAGCGUUCAGACCCUUGGACUUUAAUUUUCCCCUCUAGCACUUACAUAAUGUGAAAAAAAUGCGAAUGGUUAACAUGAAGGUUCCUUUAGCACCAUAAAGCUAUGAUUGGAGGUGGGAAGGUUGACCAUGCCAAGACGAGACAGACUGUGACUAUGAAACGGUCCUCACGCGCCGUUUGAUUUGUAUGGUUUUAUUUUAACUUAUGGCUUUAUUUUAUUAUUAUUCACCACGUUUCUGCACUAAUUGCCUGUGAAGUUCUUGUACAAGGGUGCACUUUACAGUUCUUCAGUUAUGAUGAUUGUUAUUUUGGGUGUUUUUUUUUUAUGGGGGGGAGUUAAUCUUCUCAAACAACAAUACUGGAUGAAUCUUUGUGAGUAGGUGUCCUUAUUAAUAGAAAAGAUCAGUUUUUGUCUUUUGGUGAGAUUUUUCAUUUCCAAUCAAAUAAAUGAAUAAUAAUAAUUUAAACAACGUGUUUUAAAAAUGAUGAUGCUUGUUGCCUUUAAUAUAGCACAAACUUUCUGCUGUACAUACUGGCCAAAAGCUCCCCUCUGCCCGAAAUCCAACAUGGCAUUUUCUUGCAUAUCCUGUAAAGCUCCCUUUUUUGCAUAAACCAUGAGUAUCAAGCCCAACAUAAUUUGCAAUUGUAGUUCUUUGUACAGUGCUUCAGAACUACAACUUCCAGUGGACCGCUUUCCCAUUAAUCCAACCUACUGUUUUCAUGUAUCCAAAUGAGCAGGUUGAGAAACCAGAUAAAGAGCUGGUAUUGAAGAAGGAAAAUCCUUCUGUGGGCUUCACUUACUCUUUAAACAGCCUUAUCAGCUGUCCAUUGGGGCUGAACAGUCAAGUUGCACAAAAAAAGCAUUGAGUGUACUAUGUGACACGGUGAAUUGGUGGAGUUCCCCAGAGUGCAUUGCUCUGGUAGGACCAAAAGAGAGAAUGCCAUCCAGUCCAUGCUAUCCAGCUCCAAGCAUCCAUCAACCCUUACAGAGCCUGCCCGCUAGCUGACACUCACCUGUGUGAUGUUCUAACUCACAGGAGGGUGGAAAAGUCUAGAACAUUACACCCGUUGUGUAGACAAGUGAGUUUCUGCUUUUGAUUUGCUUCUGUUUGGUUUUAUAUCUCCCUCCCCACCUGCUUUCCCACUAUACCGCAUUACUGAGUUGCUCUGGGCUCUUAACAGCCCAAAAUCUGAUGCCUUCCAAACCACAGAAAAAUCAUCCCGUUCACCUCUGUUAGGCAACCUCGCCUAUAGUAUGCCGGUCUAACCUGGUCUGUUUUCGAGGUGCCUGUCAGUCCAUUUACUGCUGAAUGACUAUUAAUCGUGCGUCAUACUUUGAGAAAAGUUAGGGUGCCACUGCAAGUGCCUGUAGAAUGUUAAUGAGAAAUCAGAUAGGUGCUGAGCAGUGAAUCUGCCCCAAAAACCUGAACCCACACUGUGGUUACAAGAGCCUUGCUCUGUUGUCAGGCCCUUGACACCUGUUGUCAUAGCAAACACUAUGAAGAAGCACACCAUUUGGUCGCAUUCUUCCAUCAGUAACAGAAGGUAUCGAUCCCCAGCUACAUAAGCCAGAAGAGGGCGUCGUCGAGCCUUAUCAUGACAAACUCUGUCGACGUUCAAGGGGAAAGGGUUGUUUUGUUUUUCGAGGGGUGGGUUUUUUUAAGACUUCCAAUGUAAAUGAUUUUGCUGUAAAUACUCCUGAUGCAUGUUUUAAUCUUCAAGUUCCACACACGCAUACUGUACAUGUACCCUGGUUCUGGUUUUGCGGUAUCCAUAUUGUAUAAAAGCAGGGAAGAGGAGAGGGGAAGUGCCCUCCUCCUGUUCUCUCUGGCCUCACCAGACAAACGCUGAACUUUUGAGGGGUUUCUUUUGAUUAUUUUCUUUUCAUUUCAGUGUAUUUGCUUGCUGAGCAGAGUUCUCUUGUCUGUACAUGUGAGCUGUCAGAUCGCUGUGAUAGUUUAAUGAAAACAACGGGGGAAAAAAGUCCAAUAAAAAGAAUGCUUUUUUAUCUCCUGAUGAAAGAUUGUAAUCUGUACAAUCAAAGUAUGUAUGAAAGAAUAAUGUAUUAUUUUAUAAAUGGUUACCACUUCAAAGAACA
This is a messenger RNA of Conger conger (European conger), 10352 nucleotides long. RefSeq names its product tetratricopeptide repeat, ankyrin repeat and coiled-coil containing 2b (gene tanc2b). The coding region runs from base 681 to 7022 and encodes 2113 amino acids. The transcript has 32 exons. NCBI's taxonomy places the organism in Eukaryota, Metazoa, Chordata, Actinopteri, Anguilliformes, Congridae. Gene Ontology annotation, molecular function: protein binding. Gene Ontology annotation, cellular component: dendritic spine. Gene Ontology annotation, biological process: regulation of dendritic spine morphogenesis. The record is from RefSeq and is a predicted model, not a curated record.